Messenger RNA from Aethina tumida (small hive beetle), 1297 nucleotides. RefSeq names its product ferrochelatase, mitochondrial. NCBI's taxonomy places the organism in Eukaryota, Metazoa, Arthropoda, Insecta, Coleoptera, Nitidulidae. The coding region runs from base 60 to 1232 and encodes 390 amino acids. Gene Ontology annotation, molecular function: protoporphyrin ferrochelatase activity. The transcript has 7 exons. The record is from RefSeq and is a predicted model, not a curated record. Gene Ontology annotation, biological process: heme biosynthetic process.
UGAAACGUCACGUUGUUAAUUUCCCUAUUUAAAAGUUUUAUUUAAUAAUUUGUACAGUCAUGAUUCCCAAAAGUUGCAUGAUAUUUUUAGGUCGGAACACAAAAUGCUUUAAUAAAUUUGCCUCAAGACAAUAUUCUCAUAAUGGACCAGUUAAAACAGCGGUAGUAAUGUUAAAUAUGGGAGGCCCUCAAAGAACGGACCAAGUCCAUGAUUACUUGCAUGGAAUAAUGACUGACAGAGACAUGAUACAGUUUCCUUUUGCCCAAAAUCAUUUAGGUCCCUGGAUCGCAAAGAGACGAACUCCUGAAGUUAAAAAAAAAUAUGAUGAAAUUGGUGGAGGAUCCCCAAUUUUAAAAUGGACAAACAUACAAGGAGAAUCUUUAUGUAAAAAGUUAGACAUUAUAUCACCUUCAACAGCUCCCCAUAAGCAUUAUGUGGCAUUUCGAUAUGUAGAACCUUUUGCAGAAGAUGCAUUUAAGGAAAUUGAAAAGGAUGGUCCUGAGAGAGCUAUUCUAUUUUCACAAUAUCCUCAAUACUGUUGUGCAACAUCUGGUUCAAGUUUCAAUUCUGUAUAUAAAUUACUUCACAAAUCUGGCAAACCUUCAAAUCUUAAACUCAGCAUCAUAGACAGGUGGUCUGUACACCCACUACUAAUUAAAUGUUUUGCUGAUUUAAUUAGAAAAGAAUUGAAUACUAUUUCAGAAGAUGUAAGAGAUGAUGUAAUUAUAUUAUUCUCAGCACAUUCCAUACCGUUAAAGACUGUUAACAGAGGAGAUCCUUAUCCUUCAGAAGUUGGUGCUACUGUUCAAAUGGUUAUGCAAGAAUUGAACCAUUCUAAUCCAUACCAACUAGUUUGGCAAUCAAAGGUUGGCCCCCUACCAUGGUUGGGCCCGUUCACUGAUGAAGCUUUGACUAGAUAUGUUAAAAAGCAAGGGAAGAAGAACUUUCUUGUAGUGCCUAUUGCAUUUGUCAAUGAACACAUUGAAACUCUACAUGAGUUGGAUAUUGAAUUAUGUCAUGAACUAGGGGAAAAGUUAGGAGUGAAAAAUAUUAGACGCGUACCCACUCCCAAUGAUCAUCCACUAUUCAUAGAAGCUCUUGCUGAUAUUGUUGUGAACCACCUAAAAAAUAAAAUUCCUGUGGGACGAAAAUUUUUAAACAGGUGUCCGCACUGUGUUAACGCUAAUUGUUAUAAGAGCAAGUCUUGGUUUGCAGAAAAUUGUCAGAUUUAAUAAAGAAAAGUUUAAUGCUGUUUUAACUGUAUAAGGUGUUACAAAUAAAUUUUUGGACAAAAAAA